AUGGGUGUUCAAGGACUCUGGACUAUUGUCCAACCUUGCGCUCGGCCCGUGAAACUCGAAACCCUCAACAGGAAGCGACUUGCUGUUGAUGCGUCCAUCUGGAUCUAUCAGUUUCUGAAAGCUGUUCGCGACAAGGAAGGAAAUGCCCUCCGCAACUCACAUAUUGUCGGAUUCUUCCGCCGAAUAUGUAAACUCCUGUACUUCGGAAUCAAGCCCGUUUUCGUCUUUGACGGCGGCGCCCCCAUCUUGAAGCGACAAACGAUUGCGAAUCGAAAGAAGAGACGCGAAGGCCGCAGGGAAGAUGCAGUACAAACGGCAAGUAAGUUGCUUGCAGUGCAGCUGCAACGUACUGCGGAGCAAGAGGUAGCCAAGCGCAAGAGCCGGGGGAGGCAAGCGGAAGAGGAAGUCCCGGACAAUCCGGUUUACGUCGAGGAGAAUUUCAUGACCGACAAACAAAAACAGCAGUCUCGGACAUUCAAGAAGAAGGAUGCCUACCAUUUACCCGAUAUGCAGGUCUCACUUCAGGAAAUGGGGGCGCCGAAUGAUCCGCGCAUUAUGUCACAAGAAGAGCUAGAAGAGUACGCGCGACAGUUUCACCGGGGCGAAGACAUCAAUCUUUAUGAUUUCUCUAAGAUAGAUUUUGACAGCCCUUUCUUCCUCAGUCUGCCAGCCACCGAUCGUUACAACAUCCUAAAUGCCGCGAGGCUCAGAAGCCGGCUGCGUAUGGGAUACUCGAAGGAGCAGUUAGAUCAUAUGUUUCCUGAUCGCAUGGCCUUUUCGAAAUUUCAGAUUGAGCGUGUAAAGGAAAGAAACGAUCUCACCCAGCGCCUAAUGAAUAUCAACGGCAUGAAUGAUGAUCUAGCGUUCUACAACUCUGGCCAGCGGAUAGCAGGAGAACGUGGCAAGGAGUACGUGCUUGUCAAAGACAACUCGGUCGAAGGUGGCUGGGUAUUAGGAGUUGUAGGUAAUAAGGAGGGAAGUCAGCAAGAGAAGCCCAUUGACGUCGACCAAUACUUCCACCACGAGAUCGUGCCUGAGGCGGAGGAGUCUUCCGACGAGGGAGGCUUCGAGGAUGUGCCCAUCGAGGGCCUAAACCGUCUUCCGAAACUCUCAUUUCUUCAGCCAGGUGUACUUGACGAUUCCUUGAGCCACGGUAUUGAUGAUCAAAAUGCAGAUGCCGAUUCUCUCUUUGUCCCAGACCACAACAGAGAUGCUCAGCAUAACCGUGCGAUCACCGAUGACAUCUUUGAGGGUGCUGCACCAAGCGAAGAUGAGGACCUUCAAAGGGCGAUUGAGAUGUCUCUACAGCCCACUGACCAUAUCGAGUACGAUAUGGACAUGCCAGAAAUACCAGUCAAUCGCAUUGCGUCUCCAAUAGAAUCAGCCAGUAAGACGGCAGUUGAACCUAUGGAGGAAAGCGACGACGAGGUAGACUUUGCGGCAGCUUUAGUACAAUCGAAAAGGACUGAGAAGGCGCCUGCUAAAGCUGUCCCAAGCCAUUCUUUUGAUGGGCCACUACCCUUUGAAACUCUGAAGCUCAAAAAGCCUUUUGACGAGAAGACAUCGGAGCAGCAAGAAGUCGAGCCGGACGCAGGUGGAUUUGAAAAGGCGUCAUCUAAGGCCGUCAAAGAAAGCAUCCCUCUGCCCCCUUGGUUCUCUGGGCAGCAGCAAAAUCCUGAAUUUAUUGCCGACCGACACGAUACUGAGGCUUUGAAAAACUAUCGCGACACGGCCAUGAAGCCGGAUCAUUUGUUUCUGAAGAACCAUCGAUUACCCGGUGUCAUAGAUGUCGAUCAAUUUCCUGAGAACAAAGUUAUCAAACUUGAUCCAGAAACCCCUGCUGAAGCCGACACUGGAACGGCCUCGUCACAGGUUACAGCACCGACAGAAGUGAAAGAAAGCCAAAUGUCUCCAAAGCGGCAAGGGAUACCAUCAGCAGAUGAUAAACCUUCAAAUCUGCUCGAACAAGCUGUCAAGUCAGAACAGGAUGCUUAUGAAUGGGAAGCGACCGAUGAUGAGAAAUCUGAUCGGUCCCCAUCGCCCGAAUUCGAAAAUAUUAUGAUGCAGCCCAAAGAAUCCGUCCACGAUGGUAAUGACGGGAAUGCCGAGCGUUCUCCAUCGCCCGAAUUCGAAGAUGUUGCAGUGCAUCCUGAGGAGGCGGUACUCAAUUCUCCGCUGCAACACCAGAUUGAGCUCAACCAACCGAUUGAUAUCGUCGAAGAUGAAGGCUUCUCAGACCCAGAAGACGAAGAGCUCAUGCGGCAGCUCGCGGCCGAGGGUGAGGAACAUGUUCGGUUCGCCGCAACUCUGAACUCGGCAUCACAAAACCAAGGUACAUUCGAUUACGAGCAAGAGCUCAAACAGCUUCGCACCCAGCAAAAGAAGGACCGCAGAGAUGCGGACGAAGUGACACAGAUCAUGAUCACAGAAUGUCAGCAGUUGUUAUCAUUAUUCGGAAUACCGUAUAUCACCGCACCAAUGGAGGCGGAAGCGCAGUGCGCUGAGUUGGUGUCCUUGGGGCUUGUGGAUGGAAUUAUCACAGACGAUAGUGAUAUCUUUCUGUUUGGUGGCACCCGUGUUUACAAGAACAUGUUCAACCAGAGCAAGUACGUUGAGUGCUACCUUACUACAGACCUAGAGAAGGAGUACGCUCUGCAUCGAAGGAAGCUGAUCAGCUUCGCACAUUUACUCGGAAGCGACUAUACAGACGGGAUUCCUGGGGUUGGCCCCGUGACAGCGCUAGAGAUCCUGACAGAAUUCGGGGCUCUUGAAGAAUUCCGUGACUGGUGGACUCAGGUGCAGACAGGGGUCGACGUGUCAAGCGGUAGCCACGCGGCGUUCUACAAGAAAUUCAGAAAGCAAGCGACGAAGAUUUUCUUGCCACCCACGUUCCCAGACACGCGAGUAGAUACCGCUUAUCUGGAGCCAGAAGCGGACAGGGAUCCGUCGACGUUCCAAUGGGGCAUACCCGAUUUACAUGGACUGCGAAACUUUCUAAUGGCGACCAUCGGUUGGAGCCAGGAAAGGACCGAUGAAGUACUUGUGCCUGUCAUUCGCGACAUAAACCAAAGAGAAGAAGUGGGAACUCAAAGCAACAUCACGGGUUUUUUUAAUGGCCCUCAAGGAGCGGGAGCAUUUGCGCCUCGAGUCCGGUCUGGCGGACAGAGCAGGAUGGAGAAGGCGUUUAGUCGACUCCGACGAGAGGCUGAAGCUGGGUCAAACCCUAGCCAGGACCUGGACCAUAAUGAUGUCGAAGCAAGCCCUAGGGAUUCGGCUAAAAACCAGGCUACCCCCGGCCAGUCUCGUCGAAAGAGGAAGAGUAACAAGCGAGGGCGACCUGAACCACGAGUGGCCGCAGAGGACGGCGAGGGCAGCGGCCAGAGUGGUGACGAUACGACCACCAAAAAAAGUAGAGGUCGCAAGGCAGCAAAGACCUGA
Messenger RNA from Aspergillus puulaauensis, 3438 nucleotides. It is a transcript of the gene RAD2, whose product is annotated as ssDNA endodeoxyribonuclease RAD2. The coding region runs from base 1 to 3438 and encodes 1145 amino acids. Gene Ontology annotation, cellular component: nucleus. The transcript has a single exon. Gene Ontology annotation, molecular function: DNA endonuclease activity; single-stranded DNA binding. The record is from RefSeq and is a predicted model, not a curated record. Lineage: Eukaryota; Fungi; Ascomycota; Eurotiomycetes; Eurotiales; Aspergillaceae. Gene Ontology annotation, biological process: nucleotide-excision repair.